AUGUCGGAGCAGGAGGGGUCAGGGGAGUUGGGGAGAAAUGGAGAGAGAAAGAGGAGCAGAGAAGAGAAGGAGGAGGAGAAAAGACUGAGAGAGGCAGAGAAGAAGAGAAAGCAAUUAGAAAAGGAGGAGGAACAAAAGAAAAAAGAGGAGGAAAAGAAGAAAAAGGAUGAUGAGAAGGAGGAAAUUAAGAGGAAAAGAGAGGAAGAAAGGAAGAAGAAAGAGGAAGAAAAUAAGAGGAAAAGAGAGGAGGCAAAGAAGAAGAAAGACGAAGAAAAGGAGGAAAAGAAGAAGAAUGACGAAGAAAAUAAGAGGAAACGAGAGGAGGAAAAGAAGAAGAAAGAGGAAGAAAAUAAGAGGAAAAGAGAGGAGGAAAAGAAGAAGAAAGAGGUAGAACAGGAGGAGAAGAAGCGAAAGGAAAAAGAAAAGAAAGAGCAAGACAAGAAACAGAAAGAAGAAAAAGCCAAGACAAAGCCAGACCAGCAACGUGAAGCCAAAAAGCGAAAAUCAGAUAAAGAUCCGAUAAAAUCUGAAAUGGACUUCCAAAAAGUGUACGACCUUUCAAUGUCACUCUCUUCCCGAUGCUCUAUGACAAAAAAGAAGAACUGUGUUCUUUUCAUAGGCAGAACCGGGGUGGGCAAGAGCACAAUCCUCUCGGGAAUGAUCGGAGGGAAGUCCUCGCUGGAAAUGAAGGAAGAUGAAGAUAGUGCAAUCGUACAAGUCCACUGCAAGAAACCGAUACGUAACAGUGAAGGAGAAGAAGUCUUCAGAAUCGGCCACGACAGGACCUUGUCUAUGACCACUUUCCCUGAAAUCUUUUACCACGAGACGACCAAGACGGCUGUUUGCGAUUGUCCAGGUUUUGAUGACACUCGUGGGAGCGAAUAUGAUCUUGUCAAUGCGAUGAGCAUUGGUUCUAUCCUACAGAAGGCUGCUUCCAUCAAGCUAGUUGCAGUUCUACGCCACAGCAGCAUCACAAGUGUGGAUGGACGAGGAGGAGCUGUGAAAGACAGUCUUGUCGAUGGUUUGCGAACCAUCUUCUCCAUUGACAAGGACGCAAAGAACAAGCAGGCGCUGCAGUCUGUCAUUCCUUUGAUAGUGCUGGAAAGCUCAAGUCAAGGACAAACUCCGAGCUUGACAUUGAAUACCGUCAAGAAGCAGUUCAAGACGAUCUUGCAACCAUUCUACAGAGAAGAUCCAGACAUUGUUGAGAUGUUGACAGCAAACCUCAUAGCCAUCGAUCUUCUAGGUGAGCCUAGCAAAGAGUCUGGGAUCAGCAGGCUUGAGGAUCUGAAAGAGGAGCUCUUGUCCUCUCAAAAGUCGAGGAUAGAUGAUGCCGUCUCACUAGGAAUGCCAUUGACUGCAAGGCUAAAGGCACAGACAAGUAGUCUGAUCGCUGUUAUCAAACAAAAAGCGUUGUCUUCCUUGCGUGAUUGUAAAAGUCUUGAAGCCCUUGAAGACGUUUGCAACCUUGAGCGGGAAGUGCUGAAGAAGUUGAAGAAGCUCAAUGUUGGUGGAGCUUAUACUGCCAUGCAGACUAUCUCGACGACAAAGUCUCGCUGCCGCAAGGCCAUUGAAAGCAAGCUCAGACAGAAGGAAGAGGAGGCUGUGUGGAGCUUGUUUUCAAAGAUCAGCGAAGAGCUUGUGCGAUUGCAUGACGAGCUCUCAGAAGGAACGAGCAACUUCAGCGAUGCAAUCCUGCAAGAUGUCAAACACCAGAUCACGGAAAACCAAAACAUCCACGAAACCCUCAAGAACGACCUGCACCAGCAGGCCAAGACAGCUCUGGAGGACUACACGUUCUGGAUGCUCGCAAGAGAGGUAGAAGAGCUUACGAAAGCAGUCAGAGAUGGUGACUUGCCGAGCAAGAGGUCUGAGCUUCAAUCAAAGAUAGAGUCAAGCGAGAUCGAGUCGCGUCUCAAGGACUUGCUCAGGAAGCAUCUCGACCAUGCGUGUGGCGAAGAGAAAGUGGUUUUCGAUUCCAUGGAGGAGCAAAAAGCUGAGAUGGAGAGUUUUCGACAUCUUGUUCGUAAAUCAGCAACCGAGAAAGUGAAGAACAAAGACUACGACUUCAGCGCAGAGGCGAAAAAGAAUCUCAUGGGCAAACAGGGAAAGUCGCUUCGUCGAAGCGUGAGCUCAGAAUACGUACAAAGCGAGGUGAACUUCAUCCUGGAGUCUGCGGGGGUUCGUCUCCAGCAGGCGAAGAGACUCAACGACAUGAGCUUCAACAGAGACCAGCUGAAGGAGAGACAUGCGCUGAUAGUGAAGACACAUGACGCCUUGAACCGGUUUGAAAGUCAAGUGGAACAAUCUGUCUCCGAAGAAACUUUCUUGAGCCCCUCAUGUGAAGAGCUGAGGAGACUUGAGGAGGAGAUAAAAGGGUCAGAUAAGACCAUGGCACUGGACUUUCUCGUUGAGGAAAUCGCAAAGAAGAUAGAUGACGCUGAAAAAUAUAUCAAGAGCGCAAAGCUUGACAACGACGAGAGAAGCUUGCGGGACGAUCUCGAUCAAUGGGGUGAAAAGGUUGAAAGUGAAGCCUACUCGAACCCUGAGAAAGAAAUGUCUCAGGAGCGGUCGGCAGAGAGAGAGGAGCUUGAGAGCAGGAUGAAGGACUUGCGAGACAAAUCGGGCAGAAAAAUGCCUUUAUUGGAGCUGAAGCUGAAGGCUUUCGUUGAUAAUUUUGCAAAGAUCAGGACUUUGAAGAAGAAAGAGGAGGCAGGCAAGGAAAAGGCUUUGCUUCAAGAGAGAUUGGACUCUUUCAGAGAUCAAAUCAAAAAGGCCAAAAAAGAAUUCAUCGCUCAGCGCAAGAAGAAUGUGAAGGAGGAGAAGUUUGAGCUCCCAAGCACCUCGUUUCUUGACAGUCUCAGUGAGAAGAUAGAGGAAUGCUCAGUGUUAUCGAAUUCGAGAAGAAAGCAGACUGAAUUGCUGGAGAAGAUUCAAGAGUUUCUAGACAGUGAGGCAAAAGAGAUUGAGCGCCUAAAAGACGAAUCCACACCGCAACCGUCAGGUGGCAUGUUUGAUUGGUUCAAACAACUCUUUAGCCCAAAGAAGAAGUAG
Messenger RNA from Guillardia theta CCMP2712, 3054 nucleotides. RefSeq lists its product as hypothetical. The transcript has a single exon. The coding region runs from base 1 to 3054 and encodes 1017 amino acids. Lineage: Eukaryota; Cryptophyceae; Pyrenomonadales; Geminigeraceae. The record is from RefSeq and is a predicted model, not a curated record.